Glycine soja is the source of this 1653-nucleotide messenger RNA. Its product is annotated as omega-hydroxypalmitate O-feruloyl transferase-like. Bases 80 to 1414 code for a protein of 444 amino acids. The transcript is spliced from 2 exons. Gene Ontology annotation, molecular function: acyltransferase activity, transferring groups other than amino-acyl groups. Lineage: Eukaryota; Viridiplantae; Streptophyta; Magnoliopsida; Fabales; Fabaceae. The record is from RefSeq and is a predicted model, not a curated record.
CAAAGCACAACACACGCUCAUUGCAUAACUCUUACAUUAUACACUUUCAUUUAGUCCUUGUGUGUAUCUGUUGACAAACAUGGGAACCACUUGUCCAGAAUCUCCACCACUUCUCCAAGACCUAAGGGUUACCAUCCACGAAACUUCAAUGGUUUUUCCAUCCAAAGAAACCGAGAAGAGGUCAUUGUUCCUAUCAAACAUAGACAAGGUCCUCAACUUCGAAGUGGAAACGGUUCACUUCUUUGGAGCAAACAAAGAUUUUCCACCCCAAAAAGUGGCCAAGAUGUUCAAGAAUGCUCUAGAGGAUGCCCUAGUGGUCUAUGACUUCUUGGGAGGAAGAUUGAAUCUGAACCCCGAAACCAAAAGAUUAGAGAUAGAUUGCAAUGCAAAGGGUGCUGGGUUUGUGGUGGCUUCAAGUGAGUACAAGUUAAGUGAGAUUGGCCACUUGGUUUAUCCCAAUCCAUCUUUUGCACAAUUUGUUCACAAGAGUAAGGAUUUCCUUCAACAAAAUGAUCAACCACUAUGCGUUGCACAGUUGACAUCCUUCAAAUGUGGAGGCUUCGCAAUAGGGUUCACAACCAGCCACACCACCUUCGACGGUCUAAGCUUCAAAACAUUCUUGGACAACCUUGCCGCAUUGGCUGCUAACAAGCCCCUGGCUGUGAUACCCUGCCACGAUAGGCACCUCCUGGCCGCAAGAUCUCCGCCACGUGUCAGCUUCCCGCACCACGAGCUGAUCAAGCUCGAUAACUUACCCACAGGCAGCACCGAGUCCAGUGUCUUCGAGGCCUCUAAGGAAGAGCUCGACUUCAAAGUUUUCCAACUAACCUCACACAACAUUCUCAGCCUCAAGGAGAAAGCCAAGGGUAGCACCAAUGCUCGUGCCACUGGGUUUAAUGUUAUCACUGCCCAUAUAUGGAGAUGCAAGGCCUUAUCUGCACCCUACAACCCCUCUAGGUCAUCCACCAUACUAUAUGCCGUGGACAUACGUCCACGGCUGAACCCUCCCCUCCCCAAAUCCUUUGCGGGUAAUGCUGUGUUAACCGCGUAUGCCACAGCAAAAUGGGAGGAAUUGGAGAAGGGAGAGUUCUCAAGCUUGGUGGGGAUGGUGACAGAGGGUGCAAAGAGAAUGAGUGAUGAGUAUACAAGGUCUAUGAUAGACUGGGGAGAGGUGCAUAGUGGGUUUCCACAUGGGGAGGUUUUGGUGUCUUCGUGGUGGAGAUUAGGCUUUGAGGAGGUGGAGUAUCCGUGGGGGAAGCCUAAGUAUUGUUGUCCCGUGGUGUAUCACCGGAAGGACAUUAUUUUAGUGUUUCCUCCUUUUGGUAGUGGGGAUGAUGGGAUAAAUAUUAUAGUGGCUCUUCCUCCCAAGGAAAUGGACAAAUUCGAGACCCUCUUUUACAUGUUCUUGAAUUGAGUUUGAUCGAUGGCAACUGUAUGUCUCUUCGCUUGAUAUGGUCAUCAGUAUGCUUAGUUAUAUAUGUUGGUGUAUUAAUAAUUAAGUGAUGAAUGGUAUUUUUUUUAGAUAACAAUGAUGAAUGGUAUUUCAAUAUAUGGAUAAUGUGUGUUAAGAAAAAAUUAUUUGUAAGUGAUGGUUUUCCAGAGAUAAGAUAUGACUGAUCAUUUUGUUGCUACAUGCAUAGGAUUGGUACAUGA